Messenger RNA from Necator americanus (New World hookworm), 315 nucleotides. RefSeq lists its product as uncharacterized. The transcript has 4 exons. The coding region runs from base 1 to 315 and encodes 104 amino acids. The record is from RefSeq and is a predicted model, not a curated record. NCBI's taxonomy places the organism in Eukaryota, Metazoa, Nematoda, Chromadorea, Rhabditida, Ancylostomatidae.
AUGCCUGCUGACUUUCAAUCGUGUAGCAAGCUGCUGUGCUUGUGCCGUUUUCAUAACGGACUUUUUGAGUUCAUGUUCGACUUUAUUCACAUGAAAUGGAACGUCUACCACAAUUGUUUGAUUCAUAUCAGAAGUGUUCUGCAGCAGAAGGAUCUUGAGGACAGUGACGACGUGAUUGAUGAACUCCCAUCAAACGUAGUUAAGAGUCUGGUGCACUAUUACAUGGCUCGGUAUUUUUGUUUCUGGGUUUUUGGAGAUUCUAAGAUGUGGAAUCUGAAUGGUUGUACGUUAUUUCAGGCGAUCUCUGGAAGUUAA